AUCCACUUCUGCCUUUGACCGAGCCAUGAGCCCCAAGAGCAGACAAUUCAGAAUCGUACAACUGAUAUUUCUCGCCUUCCCAAAUGCUACAGAUAGAACUACAACAAAGUCCAAUUGGCGACUUCCUCUAGAUUUCUCAUGCUUCGCCACCCUCUUCGUCGACAAUGAUGACAGCCUUGCCAAAGUUCUCGCCUGUAUGAACGGCCAAAAGAGCUUUCUCCGAGUUCUGAAGACCGAUGAAACGGUGCUCGCGGUUCUGGAUCUUUCCAGCUUGAAGAAGGGGGAAAACUUCCUGGUCGAACUCGUUGAAGGCCCGUUCGGCAUCGGGGCCAGUUCGGAACAGGAAACCUUGCACUGUCAGAUAACGCUCAAAGAUCUUCUCAAAGUGCUGUACAGGAGGGAACGACGAUAGCGCCACAAGCAAGAAUGAGGCCAAACAUGCUCAUGUUGACCAGUGCUGCGUCGGUCUGAGCUCCAGACACGUUAUCCCAAUAGCUGUAGCGUACUGUACAUUAGACUCUGAGACCAAAAGACCAGUCUCGAUACG
Molecule: messenger RNA, 547 nt
Organism: Somion occarium
Lineage: Eukaryota; Fungi; Basidiomycota; Agaricomycetes; Polyporales; Cerrenaceae
Source: the annotation of a GenBank genome assembly